This is a messenger RNA of Rhodamnia argentea, 3293 nucleotides long. Its product is annotated as COP1-interactive protein 1. The transcript has 5 exons. The record is from RefSeq and is a predicted model, not a curated record. Lineage: Eukaryota; Viridiplantae; Streptophyta; Magnoliopsida; Myrtales; Myrtaceae. Bases 220 to 3084 code for a protein of 954 amino acids.
UUCUUUCUUCAAAUGCAGUGUUCGGUUGAACCGUGAGGUACUUACAUCGGCGAGCCGCCCCGUUUUUUGACCGUUGGAGGAGAGGAUCGGAGUUGGGAAACGCGUGGGUCGCGCUCGGUUCCCUGAGCCUUGGGUCAUUGUAACAUUUACAACGAGGUUAUGAUCAUAUGCCAAGAUCCUUAAUGAGCCAGCUUGACGCAUCCUAUUAAAGAUCUGCAGAUGAAAAAGCUUUUCUCUUUCCGCUCAUCUGCAUCUGGCAGUGCUAAUAGUGUUGGGGAUUCUCCAUCGUCAACGGAUAAGACAUGUUAUCCCCUGUUUGACAACAGGUCGACCGAUAAAGUUGGAGAGAAGUAUUCGAAUAAUCUCCGAAGCCCCAGAGGUUUGGUCACCAAAUCUCGAAAUCAAGCAUCUGACAGUCAAAGCUCAAGUACUUUUUCAGGUUCAGGACUGAGGAAGAGCCGUUCUUUGUCUUCUGCUAACUUCCUUGCAGAAGCUUUGGAGCAAAAGAACUCAUCUUCCUCUUUGAGUGAUCAGAGCAGAUCUCCCGCUCGACAUCAGCAUUCUGAAUAUUCACCUUGUCGUCAAACCAUUAGUCCGGAGAAGCGAUCCAAGCUGAAAGAAUUUGAUGGGACAGCUUACAGAAAUGGACAUGGGUUCAAGAAGCCAGGUUACAUUGUCACUUAUGAUGAUGCAUCACUCUCUUCUAAUUGCUCUAGUAGAGUUUCAAAUAAGGUCGUAGACCGCUAUAUUGAUGGUGAGCAGCACCAGGAGAGGAGCAGGCCCAAGAAAACCUUUCAAAAGAUACAUACUGGUAAGGAUGGUGGGAAUCGUCCCCCACGUGUCCAGUACACAGCUCCCACUUCACCAACUGAUAGCGUGAAAUGUAAACCAAGGGCUCAGUCCUUUAGAGAAGCUGAAAGUGCUUGCCCUCACUAUUUCUCUGGAGAUUGGGUAGAGAGUGGUUUUGGUCAUGAAUCCCCUAGAAGGCUUGCUAAGAAUGUGAUUGAGAGACUCAGCCAAACUACAGUUUUCCCUAAAAUAAGUUCAAAGGAGUUUGACCAGGAUAUUCCUAUAACAAUUGAAGAUAUCUAUGGCGAAUCCUUGAAUAAAUGCUCUCAUGGGGAGGUAGUUAUUCAUGAUGACAUUCCUUCGUAUGAAACUGAUGAAACUACCAAAAGGUGCCAUAGGGAGAAUUCCUCUGGUCUCCAUAUGCCACUUGUCUUCCAUAUGGAAAAGUGUGAGCCUUUGUGCGAGGAUGUAAUUGGAGAAGACGUGGACUUUGAACUGCAAAGGAGGCUUGAAGGAGCACAGCAAAGGGUUGCAUUCCUUUCUCAGGAAGUUGAGCAGGAUCACUUUCUUAUUGGCAUUAGCUUUGAUGUGCCAACACUCAUCCAGACAGUUAGAAACCUUUCAGAAGACAGAAUGAGCUUGGCUGUCGAGGUUUCAGAACUUCUACAAUCCAGAAUGUCGGACAGGGCUUCUCUCAAAGAAGAACUUAGGCUGGCAAAGAUGGAGCUUGAAUCAAAAACCCGGAGACUGGAAAAGGAGAAGAAGGAGCUGCAGUCGGGUUUGGAGAAGGAACUCGACAGAAGGUCAAGUGACUGGUCAUCCAAGCUUGAGAAAUUCCAAAUAGAAGAGCAGAGGCUCCGUGAACGUGUUAGAGAGCUAGCAGAGCAGAAUGUUUCGCUUCAGAGGGAGGUCUGUUUAGUCAGUGAAAAGGAAACAGAGUGCAGAAGCUCGAUGACAUAUUCAGAACAGAAAGUUAAGGAGCUAAUGGAAAAGCUGGAGGAACUUAGCAUGAAUAAUCAUGAAUUUGAGCAAACAAUCUCUGAGUUACAGGAAAAAUAUGUAGCAACGAAGGAGAAUGGAGAGUUGCUUAAAAGAAGUUUUCACGAGAAGGAGAAGGAGUGUAAGGAGUUGCACAAAUCAAUAGCGAGAUUAAUGAGAACCUGCAGUGACCAAGAAAAAACAAUCGAAGGGCUUCGAGAGGGAUUCAGUGAGGAAUUUGGAAAGCCGCGAUCUCCAGAAAUGACUGACAAGCACUUGGCGAAAUUGAGGAUGGAGCAAAUCAGGCUGACAGGAAUUGAAUUGGCUUUAAGAAGAGAGUUGGAAUCAACUAGACGAGAAAAGGAUUCUCUUCGACGUGAGAAUAUCAGCUUGUUAAGCCGCUUGAACUGCAAUGGAAAAGAUUCUGGUGACCUGAUGUUUCAGCUAGACCAGGAAAUCUCCACUCGUCUUUGCUGCUUGCAAAAUGAAGCUUUGUCAACAGUAAACGACAGCUCCCAUUUAUGUUCAAAGUUACUAGACUUCAUUAAGUUGGAAUUCAGUCACAUUAAAGUGACCAAGCAAGGUACGGAAGCUAUAAAAAAUAGUCUUGAUGAGCAAUUUAUUGUUGAAUCAGACAUGAAAGUGCAUGGGAUCAAGCGUAGGACUGAAAGCUUAAUGAGGAGUCUCCAAACAAUAUCUGGCUUGCUUCGUGAGAAGUCAAAACCAUUUUCGAAAGAUACACAGGGUGCUGAUGCCUCAGGUUCAAUGCAGCUAAAUGAUCAAACAUGCGAGGAUACUUUGAUAUCAGAGCUUAAAGCAGAGAGCUUGAUGACGAGCUUAUUGAGAGAGAAGCUCUACUGCAAAGAGCUGGAAGUUGAGCAGCUCCAAGCCGAACUUGCAACAGCAGUAAGAAGCGCUGAUAUCGUCAAAUACGAAGUUCAGAACGCAUUAGACAAUCUUUCCUGCGUCACCCACAAGUUCAAGGACCUGGAACUUCAGAUGCUGAAGAAGGACGAGAGGAUAAGCGAGCUCGAGAAUGACCUGCAAGACGCUCGGAAGGAGAUGGGCGUCCUGAGGGGUAUACUGCCGAAGGUGUCCCAGGAGCGAGACCUGAUGUGGGAUGAGGUGAAGCAGUACAGCGAGAAGAACAUGCUCCUGAACUCUGAAAUCUCCAUGUUGAAGAAGAAGAUCGACGUCCUCGACGAGGACAUACUGGUGAAGGAAGGCCAGAUCACAAUCUUGAAGGACUCGUUGGGCAACAAGCCGUUUGACCUCCUCGCGAGCCCCGACUUUGCUCGGGAGUUCUUGCUGGAGUGACGCGAUCGCGACGUGACCCGUGAUUCAUACUGUAAAUACAUAUGCUUACAUUGUGGCACCUUCUUUUACUAGGGAUUGGUUUUUGAUUCCAAAGAAGUUCGGUACAUCUUUUCUUGCCUGUUGGUUUUGGGAAGUGAACAAAAAGAAUGAAGCGAUUCUUUUGCUCGUACUAAGUUCUGUCUGCAAAGUGAAAACUCUUGCACAAUUCC